Molecule: messenger RNA, 1533 nt
Organism: Fusarium keratoplasticum
Lineage: Eukaryota; Fungi; Ascomycota; Sordariomycetes; Hypocreales; Nectriaceae
Product: MFS domain-containing protein
Exons: 11
Coding region: 1-1533 (510 amino acids)
Biological process (GO): transmembrane transport; carbohydrate transport
Cellular component (GO): membrane
Molecular function (GO): carbohydrate:proton symporter activity
Source: RefSeq, a predicted model, not a curated record
AUGUCCGAAGAUCGUCCCAAGAUAUCAACAGCUCCUGAAGCCCACGAGACGCCAGUCGUGACCGGGCAACACUCGAGCAAGCGACAAUGGAGACCUUACUUGGUCGAUGUAAUGUUGAACAUUGGCCUUGGAAGCAUGUCCUUUGGCUAUUCUUCUGGUGUAAUUGGUCCAACAAUUGCCCAACCGUCUUUCGUUGAAUAUUUCGAUCUUGCCACCAGAUCAGAUUCCACCAGCCUCAUCUCGUGCAUGAAUUCGCUUUUUUUCGCUGGUGCGGCCAUCUUCAUAUUGACGGUCCCAAUUUUCGCAGACAGAUGGGGCAGGCGAGCUGCCGUAGCAGUGUCAGCUGCAAUUAUUGUCAUAUCUGGGGCCGUAAUGGCAGGAUCUGUCAAUGUUGGCCAAUUUAUAGUCUUCCGCUUUGUAUCUGGGGCCGGAACAUAUAUGAUGAUCUCGGCAGUAACACUCUGGAUGACGGAGAUCGCGCCUCCUGCAGUCCGGGGAGUGUUUGUUUCCCUUGUAGGAGCCAGCUUACUGUUUGGUUACUCCGCCUCUGCCUGGGUAGGCUACGGCUUCUAUCAUUUGGACAGCCCCCACGCCUGGAGAGCCCCUUUCGCUUUUCAAGGACUGCCUGCUCUCGUCUUACUUGCACUUCUUUACUGGCUACCAGAAUCUCCCCGUUGGCUUAUGCUAAAAGGCCGCUAUGAGGAAGCCAGGAACAAUCUUUUGAAACUCCACACUCCAGAAGAAGCGGGUGUCGAGUUCACCCAAAUCCGCUUACAGGUUGAAGUCGACAAAAAUCUCGAAGAUUCGUAUUGGGCAAUGUUUGCAAACAGAAAUUACAGGAAACGGACUCUGAUCGGAAUGGGGACCUUUGCCAGUAUUCAGACGUCCGCCAUCUUGGUGAUCAAUAACUACGGCCCUAUGAUUUAUGGCACGCUUGGCUUCGACAACAAGACGCAACUCUUAUAUGCAGCAGCCUGGCUCACUCUCGGCUGGGGUGGUGGGUGCCUCGCUCUCCUUGUGGUCGAUAAGAUACCGCGGCCGAAAUUCAUCGGUUACGGUCUCCUCGGGUGCCAGGCAUGCCUCAUCAUCGAGGCGGCAUUGGUCGCUAACUUCGUGGGUACCAACAACAUGACUGCUCUCAGGGCUGCAGUUGCGAUCCUAUUCAUCUUCGUCUUCAUUUACGAGUUUGCAUUGGAUAGCGCCCAAUUUGUCUAUCUGGGUGAAUUAUUCCCAACCCACAUACGGGCCAAGGGGGUGUCACUGGGUUGCGGAACACUUGCAUUGAUGAAUGUCAUAUGGUUGUCUGUUGCACCAACCGCUUUCAAUGAUAUUGGGUGGAAAUUCUAUUUGUGCUUUAUUAUUCCGGGAUGCUUUUGUGCCUUUGGGAUUCUGUACUUUUUCCCAGAUACUCUCGGUCUGCCACUGGAGGAGAUAGAUGCGAUUUUUACGGAUAAGGAAACGAUCCUUAGUAUCCCGAAUGGCGAGGUAGACAUGGUCCAUACAGGUGAACUCACUGAUUUCAAAGAGGUCUAA